AUGACUUCAGAGUCCUUCCAACCUCUACAACUCAAGGGCGAAAUAAUGGAUUUGGAAUUCACCAUCGAUACUGACCAUAGAGAUGACCCAUCUCUCGACGAAAGUACGCGUCUACGGAAUCGUAUCGCAGAGCUAGAAUCACUGGUUCGCGAGCUCAGAGGGAAACCACAUCCUCGAUGGGCUGAGAGCACCUUUCGAGAUGGUGAUCCCAACGAAAAGUGGCAUUCACGCGCGUCCAAGUGUGCGUCGAUGCAAAAAAGGGCGGGACUAACUUCCCCGCAAACGGGGCAGGCGCAGCCUCCAGAAGAAUUACUUCGAAAUGGGCGCGCGGUCCACUCUCUAUUGAGUCCCAUUAAAACGGAGCCUGUUGCUGAGACCAAUUCUCAUCUAUAUCGCUUCUCACCGUCCCCAGCACCUUCCAUGCGAUAUCAUACAUUCCAGGCAGAUGUUAGAGGGGACGCUUCACCGUCAUUUGAGACCGACCCGCGCUCAGCUAAUAAUUAUAAUAAUGGAGGGACUAACGGGAACGGCACUACCUAUCAUGGGAGUAAUGGACAGUACUCCAAUGGAAACGGGAACACUGGCUCUGCUCCAUCAUCCUAUACCGAGAAUGGUGGCGGCGGCACUACUCAAUACCCAUUAUCCAACAGCGACGAUGGGAAUAAUGGAUACAGUGACCAAUACAGUGUCAACAACUCUCCGCCACAAGGCAAUUUUGCUUGCUCAUGUCGUUCAAAUCCCGCAGUAAACAUCACCUACGUCCAACUCUCUCAGACACUUUCAAGCUCUCUCGGCUCGCUGCGGCAGUAUGCUCAUCAUCCUUCAAAUACACAGUGCACGUUGUUCCGACGCAUUGUAGAACUAAAUAAUACCUUGCACAGCGGCACUGACAGCCCAGGCCUCGCAAGUUCUUAUGACAGUGGGCCCGCCUCAGAUAGCGAAAUCAUGACUCCGUUGUCCGCUUCAAGCGGGCAUGCAUCAUUCCACACAGGCUCCCCAGGAGUCUCGCCACAAGAGUGGAAUCAUAUGGCUGCUGCUGGAUUCAACUCCUACUUCCCGGCACCAGAUCACCAUGGGGUUUAUGCAGUAAACCACGUCAUGAGCUAA
Psilocybe cubensis is the source of this 1107-nucleotide messenger RNA. RefSeq lists its product as uncharacterized. The record is from RefSeq and is a predicted model, not a curated record. The transcript has 4 exons. Lineage: Eukaryota; Fungi; Basidiomycota; Agaricomycetes; Agaricales; Agrocybaceae. Bases 1 to 1107 code for a protein of 368 amino acids.